Messenger RNA from Thunnus maccoyii (southern bluefin tuna), 7676 nucleotides. Its product is annotated as ephrin type-B receptor 4b-like. The record is from RefSeq and is a predicted model, not a curated record. Gene Ontology annotation, molecular function: protein binding; ATP binding; transmembrane-ephrin receptor activity. Gene Ontology annotation, biological process: protein phosphorylation; axon guidance; central nervous system projection neuron axonogenesis. Gene Ontology annotation, cellular component: plasma membrane; neuron projection. Lineage: Eukaryota; Metazoa; Chordata; Actinopteri; Scombriformes; Scombridae. The transcript is spliced from 21 exons. Bases 631 to 3609 code for a protein of 992 amino acids.
GGACUUUGCGCUGCUUUUGUCUCCAGUUUUUCUUCUCCGCUGCGACUUUUCCUCAACUUUGGACAGAAACACAAACACGGAGCUCCACCUGUGCGGAUCUACCUGCUCCGUGUGCGCGUUACACCUUUAUGGAUUUAUUUAUUUAUAUGUUUAUAUAUAUUAGUGCGCGUGUGUCGGGACCCCCCCCCCUCCGCCCUCCAGCCGACCCACCGACCCUUCUCCGCUCGCCAGUCCGCCGCUCGCAGCUCCUCCCUCGGCCUCGGACGCAGCCGCGCCCCGCUCCUGUGUCCUGGAGGAAAGAAGUGCAGGCAGAGAGAGGAGAGAAAGCUCCGGGAAAGAGCCGGAAUAAAGGGAUGAAAGUUGGUGCGGAGGAGGAGGGAGGUUAGAGAGGAGAAGCGGAGCCGCUGACCGACUUCAGGACUGUUUUUUCCUCUUUUUAAAACUUUUUUCUGCUCCAGAUUUUCGGCCUCCAUCUUGGAAAGUUCCCCUGCAUCUCUUCAUCACUGUGAUUCAUCCGCAGGAAAAGUCUUCCUCUCUUUAUUUUCUUCUUUCUGGACUCUUUGGGCUCCAAUGAGGCGCGCGCGACCUACUGAGAGCGAGCCCAGCUGACGUCAGUGAUCAGUGAUCGAUAUGGAGGCUCAGAGGGCCCCGGGACGGGCCUCCUGCUGCGGGCUCCUGCUGCUCCUCCUGCCGCUGCUGCUGCGGAGCUGCUGCCGGGCAGAAGAAGAGGUGCUGAUGAACACCAAGCUGGAAACAUCUGACCUGCGAUGGACAAGUUAUCCUGCAGACGACUCAGAGUGGGAGGAAUUGAGCGGAUUGGAUGAUGAGUCGAACAGCGUGCGGACCUAUCAGAUCUGCACACCCGACAAUCCGUCCUCCUAUUGGCUGAGGACACGCUGGAUCCCCCGCAGGGCGGCGACCACGCUCUACGUGGAGAUCCGGUUCACCAUGAUGGAGUGUUCGUCUCUGAACCAGCGUCACUGUAAGGAAACCUUCAACCUGUAUCACUACCAGUCCGACAGCGACGAAGCCACGCCCACACACCCGGCGUGGAUGGAGAACCCGUACGUCAAGGUCGCCACGGUCGCCGCCGACCACCUGCUGCGGCGCGGCGGCGAGCGGCGCUCCAACGUCAAACUGCUGCGCCUGGAGCCGCUGCGGGGGGCGGGGCUUUACCUGGCCUUCCACAGCCAGGGCACCUGCAUGGCGCUGCUCUCCGUACGUGUCUUCUACAGGAAGUGCCCGCCCCUCCGGCGCGCCUUCGCCUCCUUCCCCGAGACCAUCCCCCACUCGCUGGUGGAGCAGGCUCAGGGUGUGUGUGUGGAGAACGCUGUUACUCCGCCCGGCGAGCAGUCGCAGCCUCCCAGCAUGCUUUGCGGUGAAGACGGGCAGUGGGUGGGGCAGCCGACGUCCAGCUGCGCCUGUCGCCCUGGAUACGAGGCGGGCGACACCGACGUGCGCUGUCGAGCCUGUCCGUCGGGUCAGUUUAAGGCGGGGUCAGGACCUGCUGGGUGUGGCCCGUGUCCGGCCAAUAGCAACACACUGAUCCCAGGCUCCGCCUACUGCCCGUGUCGCUCCGGGACCUAUCGAGCCGACUCCGACCCGCCGCACGCCGCCUGCACCCGCCCCCCCUCUGCUCCUCGCUCCAUCGUGAGUCAGAUCAACGACACCAUGGUGACGCUGGAGUGGAGCGAGCCGCUGGACCGAGGAGGACGCGCCGACCUCAGCUACCAAGUCCUCUGCUCCACCUGCGGGACCGCCGACAAGGGAUUGGCCGGUUCCUGUUCUCCGUGUGAUGACAGCGUUCUGUAUCGGCCGGCGCAGCUCGGUCUGACUCAGCGCCGUGUCGUCGUUUGGGGGCUCCGCCCACACACCAGGUACACCUUCACCAUCCAAUCACUGAACGGCGCCUCUGCUAUGAGCCAAUCAGAGCCGGCCUCCGACAGAGUCAACGUCACCACCAGCAGAGACGUCCCUCCUCCGGUGUCCGGGCUGAGGAGGGCGGCGGCCUCAGAGUCCAGUCUGACUUUAGAAUGGAACGUUCCAGUUCUGCAGAACCAGAACCAGAUCCUGGACUACCAGCUCCGCUACAGCCCCAAGGACGGCGAGGAGGCGGGGCAGUGGCAGUACGUGUCCAGCACGUCUUCUUCGGUGGUGGUGCCGGGGCUGCGGCGGGCGCAGCAGUACAUGGUGCAGGUGCGCGCUCGCUCGCAGGCGGGAUACGGGUCGUUCAGCACGGCGAGCAGCUUCAACACGCUGCCUGAUGGUGUGGGUCACUCUCAGCUGGUGGUGACGGCUGUUCUGGUCACCAUGGGGAUACUGCUGCUUGUCGCUGUGGUGAUCGUUGCCGUGUACUGUUACCGCAGGAGAAGGAAGGACUCAGAGAUGACUGAUAAGAGUGGACACUAUCAGAUGGGACAGACGAUAAAGGUGUACAUCGACCCGUUCACCUACGAGGACCCUAACGAGGCGGUGAGGGAGUUCGCCAAGGAGAUCGACGCCUCCUUCGUUAAGAUAGAAGAAGUGAUCGGAGCAGGUGAGUUCGGUGAGGUGUGCCGGGGGCGGCUACGGAUCCCGGGCCGGAAGGAGAACUACGUGGCCAUCAAGACGCUGAAGGGCGGCUACACGGACAAGCAGAGGCGGGACUUCCUGUCGGAGGCGUCCAUCAUGGGUCAGUUCCAGCACCCGAACAUCAUCCACCUGGAGGGCGUCAUCACCACUUCCUGUCCCGUCAUGAUCAUCACCGAGUUCAUGGAGAACGGAGCGCUCGACAGCUUCCUGAGGAUGAAUGACGGACAGUUCACCACCAUCCAGCUGGUGGGGAUGCUGCGUGGCAUCGCGGCGGGGAUGAAGUAUCUGUCCGACAUGAGCUUCGUCCACCGAGACCUGGCAGCUCGCAACAUCCUGGUCAACUCCAACCUGGUCUGUAAGGUGUCAGACUUUGGUCUCAGCAGGGUCCUGACUGAAAACUCGUCUGACCCGACGUACACCAGCUCUCUGGGAGGGAAGAUUCCUAUUCGCUGGACGGCUCCUGAAGCCAUCGCCUACAGGAAGUUCACGUCGGCCAGCGAUGGGUGGAGUUACGGCAUCGUCAUGUGGGAAGUGAUGUCAUACGGAGAGCGACCGUACUGGGACAUGAGCAACCAGGACGUGAUCAACGCCAUCGAGCAGGACUACCGGCUGCCGCCGCCGCCGGACUGCCCCGCCUCUCUGCACUCGCUCAUGCUGGACUGCUGGCAGAAGGAACGAGCCAAUCGGCCGAGGUUCUGCGACGUGGUGUCGGCGCUCGACAGGCUGAUCCGUAACCCCGCCUCCCUGAAGGUGACGAUCGCGGACGGACCGAGCUCAUCACAGCCUCUGUUGGACCAGCGCCCCCCCCCUUCCCUCUCAGCCUGUAGUUCAGUCUCCGAGUGGCUUCGAGCCAUAAAGAUGGAGAGAUACGAGCAGAGCUUCCUGCAAGCUGGAUUCACCAGCCUGGACAUCGUCUCGCAGAUCAACACCGAAGACCUGCUCAGAGUGGGCGUGACCCUCGCCGGCCACCAGAAGAAAAUCCUCUUCUCCAUCCAGACACUCAGGAUACAAAAAGCUCCGCCCACCCUGCUCUACUGACCAAUCACAGCGCCGCCUCGUCAUACUGUCCAAAACCACAACACUCAGGAUGCAUUUUUACUGAUUCAACCCAACUUUAUGACCAAUCAGAGACCGCCUCCUGAUGGUCAGACCGAUGAGAGUCCUCAGCUGUGACAUUAAGGAUGCACAAAACUUUCACAGCGACUCAGAACACUAAAUAAUGAGGAUUCUCCUGAUGCUUCAUACUUUUUAAUUCAGGUGCAACAACACUCUGUCUACUUUGUUAUUUUGACCAAUCAGAACCAGCCACAGAGAAGUUUUUAGACUUAAGCUAGCGCCCAGCUGGUAAACACUCAGGAUCAUACCAGCCAUCCACUGCUCAGGAAACCCAAAGAUCCUCCUACCUUGACCUGAUUGGUCACUUUUUAAUCCCUGAAAUCCCUUAAAAUCCUAGACUCACAGGACACCAACCAACCAGCAUCCAGCACAUAAAAAACAAAUUUUGUUCAAAUGACGCAUCUGAUUGGACGUGGAGACGUUGUAACUGGCCCCUCUGGCCCUGCUGUUACCACUAAGCCCCGCCCACUGCAUGAAAGCACAGCUGGGAUUGGUUCCCAGCUGUGUUCGUCACACAGUAACAGCAGGUUGGUGCUGUGCUGGUUGGAUUUGCACAGCAGAAAAACAGGAAUCCCAGCAGAUCAAGGACUGAAUGGUCUCUAUUGGAUUUUAUUGGAAAUGCAAAGAUUUGUUCUUUCAUGAUGUUUUUGUGUAAAAACAAAGAAAACUCUUCACGGGAUCAGUUGAUGGUCAUAACUAAAGCUCCCAAACUGCCACUGCCACUACGACUGCCAAAAACCGAGACAUUUAGGAGCGAAGGGACUUUUAUUUCGAGCUGGAAGGUGUCCGAGUGAAUUUUCAGUACUGUGGAUAUCUCCAAAUACUCUAUUAGGAGUAUUCUGUGAUUUUAUCUGAACACUUUUUUAGGAAUUAUUGUGGAUUUUUUAAAGAAUGUUGUGGAAUCUGCGCAGGAACAUUUCUGACUCCCAGAAAUUCCAAACAGACUAGUCGGUAAACUCAGUCAGUUUGGGAAUAUUUACCCGAGGGACAUCUGGAGGUUCUGGAGGGAUUUAUGUGGUGAUAUGCAAAAAGGUUCUGGUAAAGGAUCAGUGUCAUACUCUUCAUAACCUGUGAGGAAUAUUCCGGGGUCGCCUCGGAAAACAAUGUGGAACAUUUUGAGGAAAUCUUUGGGAAUCUUUGAGAAUACUGCCCACGCUUUUGUGGAAAUAUUUUGAGAACUUUUUUCUCAAGGCAUUAUCCAAAUUACUGUGAUUGUUCAGGUGAUGAAAUUCCCUGGAAUACUAGAAGACUUUCAAGAAGCCUUUCGGGAAUAUUUACGUCACAUUACUGAACUCUUGAACAGGACUACGAGUUUUUCAAACUGUGGUUUGACACCCACAAAUGGUUGUAAGUCCAAUUCUGGUGCUUUUUUUUUUUGAGGUUGUAAAAGUACUCUAUUUUAAUGAGCCUGUGUCCUCAAAAGUUCCCACACUGAGGGGUCUAGAACUGUUUUUAAACUUUAAAUUGAUACUUCAACCAAGAUCUAUCGUUUCAAUAUCAAACACUAAUCCUUGCAGAGUUGAAAGGUUUGUUAAGAGUUUGCAGUCUGGUAAAGAGUUGGUGCUCAGCUAGGAGUUGAAAUGGGGGAAAAAGUACUAAAGAUUUGUGGUUGAGAAUCACUUUAAAGCUUUUUAUUUUCAACCUUCUGGAACAAAACCACAGCAGAGAAAGAUUCCAGUUUCCAGAGAAUAAGCAGAUUUUAGCUGAUUCAACAAAAAAACAGUUUGAAGAAGUAAAAAGUAAUUUUAUGAUGUUUUUGAAAAGUCCCAGAUCCCUGAGUGUGGGAACUGUUCCAGGUUUGAGGACGUCACCGGAAAUAUUGGAACUAUUGGAACUAUUGGAACUAUUGAACUGUUAAUGGUUUUAUAUUUUAGCACUUUUUGUACCUGAUAUUUGACUAUGAUCAUGUUUUUAAGCCGAGUAGAGUGAUCAAUGUUUUUAUACUAAACAUACAUUUCAGGAAAAAGUUUCAUUUUGUAAAGAAAAGAAAAAUAACAAAAAAUAUUUGUCUCGUGUUUCAAAGCUCUCUGGGACGAAGGUGAAUGAGAGGAUCUGAUAUUCAGGACCAAAGAUCACGUCUGAAGUCAGUCAGUUGUUUGGCCCUCAGGAACAAGAGCAUGUGUCUGAUUCACCACUUAAAUGUCUGAUAAUUCCCCUUUGAUCAGCUCUAAAACACCACAUAUCAAUGCUUAACAUAUUCCCCAACAUGUGACAGAAGACUUUAAUCUUGCUCUGAUUCCGGUGUCUGGAGGUGUCUCAUCUGUUCCCACUGACAAACAUUCAUUCAUGUGAUAAGAAAAGUCUGAAGGUAAUUUGGACAAAACCUUCAGAAGUCUAAAAAUGUCACACAGUUAUCUUUAAGUUCCUGCUAAAGUAAAGAAUAUCUGAACAUUGCUGUGAAACAGUGUUUUCAAUAAUAGGAACAUUUUAUUCCAGUCUGCCUCCGUCCCGUCAAGAGUCGAGUUUACUAGAAGCAGUUAACAUGUUUGAUGUUUGACUGAGGAAGUGUAGAUUUCAGAGCUGUUAUUUCUAUAAAUAAAAUAAAACCUUCAACAACCUGUAAAACUGCAAACAUCUCGUUCACAGCAGAAGACAUUUUUCUGGCCAUUUAUGUGUCUUUAGCUCAGGAAGACAUCUUUUCUUAAAAAACGGCAACACUUUAUUUCACAGGUCCUUUAAUUUUACACUAAUUAACUGGAAGUUUUCUGAGUAAUUUGUAGGUAUUUAACAUUAAAUUUUUAGGAUAUUUUACAAGUUUAAACAGUUAAGUUGGUUUAUUUGGUGAUUUUUCUUUAACUGACAGAAAAUACUCAGUUUUCAUUGUGUUGUUUUGUGUGUCAAACUACUUAUUAGCAUGUUAUGCACAUAUAAUGAGCACAUUUCUCGUACACUACCAAAGUACAUAAUCCUUUCCAAGAAAUGUCCUAAGAAUGAACAGUUACACAGCAGCUACUUUUAGGAAAUUAUUGAAAAAAAACAAAACUACACACUGAAAACUACAUAUUUUCUGUCAGUUAAACAAUUGUCCAAAAGAAGGGGACCUGUGAAGUAAAGCGUUACCAAAAAAAACACAGUACAGCCCAAACUAAACCAUACCAGUCCCAUAACCCCACCAACCCUCCACUCCAACUCCUGCAGGCAAGAAUUCAACAGCACAUUAACAGUUAAUAGUGAGAGUUCAUACCAGAAAGUGAUCAACUCACUUAGAAACACAAUAUGAGAGAAAAAGACGGAGAAUUCCCAGACGUUCCCGUUAUUCCUCCCACCUGAGAAGCUCUGAUUGACUUUUCCAACCAGCUGAAUAAAUCCUAGAUGUGGGCAGUGAUUCAGGCUACUCCUGUACCCUCCGAGCAAGAUUAAAUAAACAUUUGUCAACCAAAUCAGGUCAUGAAUACGUUGUGAAGUGACCACCAAACCUUCUUUACUUUAAUUAGAUGCUUUUUAAGAACUUUGCAGCUUAUUUUCAGCCUUUUUUUUUACCACAAUAACUGAAAGAGCCGAGUGGAUCAGUGCAGAAACCCAGUAUGUCUGUAAUAUUUGACUGGUGAUCAGAUUAAACAUAACCUGAUUAAAUAAUGUGAUUCAUUCAGUUCAGCUGUCAGCACUACAGCACUACAGGGAGGGUUUCCAUGGCAACUCCCAGCCUCCUUUACUGUAUACUGGACUGAUGCAUGAUGGGGUCUUCACAUUGAAGGCUGCUGCGGUGAUGUCAUUGUUGUUGUUGAUUGGGGGAUUCAGGAGCAAACUGUCGCUGUUGGAGAUCAUGUGACCUGACGUUCACCUCCGGUCCUUUCACUGUCGGAGUAACGUCGUAACGUCCGUCCUUGUUUGUCCCGUCCACUCUGAGUUAUAUCUGUCAACACGACUUCUAUAAAUCCAUUCAUGAAUGAAAAUAUUAUGGUUGUUAUUAUUGAUAUAUAAGAGAAUGUCCACGGGUUGAAGGGGAGUCUCUGUCAGCCAAUCACAAUAAAGAUGAACCGUCCCGCCCA